This is a messenger RNA of Drosophila ananassae, 414 nucleotides long. RefSeq lists its product as uncharacterized. Lineage: Eukaryota; Metazoa; Arthropoda; Insecta; Diptera; Drosophilidae. Bases 162 to 362 code for a protein of 66 amino acids. The transcript is spliced from 2 exons. The record is from RefSeq and is a predicted model, not a curated record.
UUUCGCUAAAAUAAAAUAAGAGCAAGGUCUUAGAGUAGUUCUUAGAUAAGACUAAGUAACUCUACUAAUGAGCUAGGUAAUUAUGUGGGCUUCUGCUACUAUAUAAGCAGAGGAAAAUAGCAGUAGAAGCAUAUACAAGCAGAAGUCUAGUUUUCUACGAAAUGUCUUUGCGAUCGGUUCUUGUUCUCUUGGCCAUCUUGGCUGUGGCUUAUGCCCUGCCCGUUUCUGAUGUCCCUCAGGAGGUUACAGAGGUUGCGGUGCCUGUGGAGGAGAAUUCAGGAACUCCCAUUGCUGGGGCCAAACCGCGUACUCUGUUCAUGAUUCUGCCGCUUCUCUUCCCUAAUCAGUUCUAUUUCUCUUAAAAUUGGUAGUUCAUCAAGUAAUCCAAGCAAUAAAUGUUGAUUGAUUAUGCAA